CCUCCCUUUGACCCUUCUCGCCGCGGUGGAAGACCGCCCAUGCCAAACUACCGUGGUGGAAUGAGCCAUUCUGGUCCCUCUCCGGGCCUCGGUGGACCCGUGCUGUACCUAGGAAACAUGCCCCCUGGUACAACUCCUGAACAAGUAUUCGAGCUUCUUUCCGGUUAUCGCUUUGACCGUAACUCCGUCCGAAUGAAGCGGGCUCCAAACGGACAGCUUACAGGCGAUGCCAUGGUUGCUUUCGAUACACCACAGGAAACGGAUCGGGUACUUCGCGAACUUGGUGGCCGGACGCGUUUUCAGGGUCGGAUGCUCAUUAGUGGCGAGGCUCUUGUUGCAUGUCUAGCCUUCAUGGCCGCCUUCACGCAUUUGAGCAAGACGCUGACAUUCAAAGUGUGA
Molecule: messenger RNA, 399 nt
Organism: Protopolystoma xenopodis
Lineage: Eukaryota; Metazoa; Platyhelminthes; Monogenea; Polystomatidea; Polystomatidae
Source: the annotation of a GenBank genome assembly